This is a messenger RNA of Poecilia reticulata (guppy), 3350 nucleotides long. RefSeq names its product forkhead box I2 (gene foxi2). Lineage: Eukaryota; Metazoa; Chordata; Actinopteri; Cyprinodontiformes; Poeciliidae. The record is from RefSeq and is a predicted model, not a curated record. Gene Ontology annotation, biological process: cell differentiation; regulation of transcription by RNA polymerase II; anatomical structure morphogenesis. Gene Ontology annotation, molecular function: DNA-binding transcription factor activity, RNA polymerase II-specific; RNA polymerase II cis-regulatory region sequence-specific DNA binding.
UUUGAAACUGUAGUCCCAGCUCCCUCCAGGUCAUUAAUCUUUGAUCUUGCCGGUGGUGGACAGGUUGGAGUUUGACUGAUUGUGGACAGCUGCACGCGCAUCAUCGAGAGAGUCCACCCGAACCGCUUCAGCUUCUCCUUUGGGAUUUCCCGCGGGGAGUGAUGAACUCCAUCGACCCUCAGUCCCAUCACCAGCACCAGCACCACACCUCCCCUACCGUCGGCUCUCUUCCACAUAAAAGCGCCCAGGAGUCCCCGGACAUGGCAGCUGCGGUCUACUGCGACAACUUCAGCAGCGUGUACCACCAGCAGAGCCUCCAGGGCGCUCAGAGACCCGCCGGCUACGGCCUCGGGGACUACGCCUCCUCCCCGAACCCGUACCUGUGGCUCAAUGGGCCGGGCGUGAACUCCUCCGCGUCCUACCUGCACGGCAACAACCCGACGCCGUUCAUCCCGCCCUCCUACGGCUCGCAGCGGCAGUUCCUCGCCAACUCACCUGGGUUCGGAGGGCCCGACCUGGGUUGGCUGUCCAUCGCCAGCCAGGAGGAGUUGCUGAAGCUGGUCCGGCCGCCAUACUCCUACUCCGCUCUCAUCGCUAUGGCUAUCCAGAACGCGCACGAAAAGAAGCUGACCCUGAGUCAGAUUUACCAGUACGUGGCUGACAAUUUCCCUUUUUAUAAGAAGAGCAAAGCCGGCUGGCAGAACUCCAUCCGGCACAAUCUGUCUCUGAACGACUGCUUCAAAAAAGUCCCGAGGGACGAGGAUGACCCAGGAAAAGGAAACUACUGGACGUUGGACCCCAACUGCGAAAAGAUGUUUGACAACGGAAACUUCCGGCGGAAAAGGAAACGACGGUCAGACCCGAGCCUUUCGGGGGGAGCUGCUGCGGCCGCAGCCACAAAGCUGGAGGACGGCCGGCCGACGGCGGCGGGCCCCAUGAAGGCCUCGGACAGCCCCCAGCUCCUGGGGCCUUCCUCCCCGGAGAUGGAAGCCAUGAACGAAAACCACAAGAGCUCGUCGUCGUCGCCAGCGGGGCUGGCCGCCGCCGCCGCUCCGUGUUUCAAUAACUUUUACAGCAACAUGUCGGCGCUCGGCUCGGGGGCCCCCGGCCGACAGGGGUCCCUCGGACUGGUGAACGAGCUGUCAAACAGGAACAUAACGGCUCUGAGCCCAUACCACCCUGGCGGCGGCAGUGGCGGCGGGCAGGAGGCGGGGCCUCCCGACCACGGCGAGGGCUUGCAUUUUAACCGGGGAGUGUACUACAACACGUUCGGCGGAGGGCAGAGCGGACAGUUCAACGCUCACUUCUACAACAGCUUCAGUGUGAACAGCUUGAUCUUUCCCAGGGACGGGACUGAGAUCUAGGGGGACCAGGCCUCACCUGCUGGAAGACUUUCUCAGAGAAUCCCACUCAGAAUACGCAUCAGUACUCGAUACGCUUCAUAUUUCCUACAGAGAAGUCACAGCACAGACUGAGCUGGAGUGUCUGAUUAUCAUCAGAGAGCUGAAAAAAAUGCAAAAAAACCCAAAACAACAAAAAAAAACUUUUCCUUUCACUUACACCUGAGCACCUUUUUCAACUAAACUUCGAUCUUGUAACAUAAAAAAGUAAAAUAUUUUAUAAACUUAAAUUGAUUUUUUUACAACCAUAUUUAAAGUUGAGCCCAAACCUUCACAGUUCUAUAGGUUUUUCACAAUAAAAGAGCUUGUUCAUCACUAACACCAAGCUGCCAAAGUUGCCUAUGUGACACCAACAAUACCUCAGAACGACAGUCAUUUAUUACAGUGGCCCUCCAAGGGUUUGUAUUAUUUUGUUAAACAAAUGCAGUUAUGCUAAUAUGUUCACUCAUAUGCUUGCCUUAUGAACCAGGACCAGCUGAGAUUUUGGGAAGUUGCGGUUUCACAAUCGUUCCUACCGUUUAAGUCCUUUAAUGACAUGGCAGAAAAAGUGCUGACCAGAGUUCUUGCGGUUUUCAUAGCUGCCCCUCCCCAACAUGUUGCUGCACACUGCUCGUGAGCAGGCUGAGAAAGGAAACGCUGCGCUUCUCCCGAGUUUUACAAACGGAAGAAAACUUCUUGUUGCUUGGAUAUACAAUAAAAAUGUGAUAAUCAGUGUGGAAACUGAAGUAGCAUCACCCACUACGCUUAUUAACAAAAUGCUGUUUGAAAACUUCAGUUAGUUUGUUAAUCAGUAAGCUGCAGACUCAAUACCCCGCUGGAUUAUCUAAUUACCCAGCUUGCUGUUCUUUUGUUGCUAUGUAACCAGAACACCUAAAACAUGUGAUAUUCUGCCCAAUAAGCACUUAAAAACUACUGCUAAAUUUAUCAGAUUCUUAUUCUCCAGCUUGUGAAACAAGAUCAGAAUAAAUGUCUGCAGCUGCAUUUCCAUUAUGUGUGCAAAACUUUUGAAAUCCUGCUAAUGUUAAAAUUAAAUAAGAAAUGCAUUUAAAAUGCAUAAGAAAUGCAUUUUAAAUGCAUUUUGAGCGUUUCUUAUGCAGAAACGCGAUUAAGACAUAACGCGUGAAGUUUGUUCACGCGAUAUAUCUUUAAAAAAAAUCAUGGCGGCGACGGAUGUAAACUGAUACUUGAGAUUUAUUUAUAGUGGAGUCAGCCGUGCAUCGUCCAAGGAGGAUAGCUCCUAUAAAUAAGUGGGUUUCUGCUUUAUAAAAACUGCAAAUAAAAAGUGUUUUUACUGAGAUUUUGCAAAAUGUAUUAAUUUUGAUACAGCUAAAAAAAACAAAAAAACAUACAGAAACUUGGCGUAUUCAUUUCUAGAACUAAACUUUGUGUAACUUUAACGCCAAUUGAAAUGCAGCCACAGACAUUAUUGCAACAGUGACAACUGAUGUGUUAUUUAAGCACCAGUAGGACUAAUUGUUUUCUGAUUUAACAGCAACUACAUCAUAUUUUACAUUUGUUGUUGUUUUAAACUCCUCUGUAAAUACUGUGAAACUGUGGUACUCACGCUAAAUGCUGCCCGACCAGCCAAUACCUGCUGCCUUGUUUCUGACAUCCUCCAUGUUGACUGAAACCUCAGCACUGUGGCUUAUGGAAACAGACAUGGACCUGAUAGAUGUGUAUUUUUGUAACAUUUUUUGGAAAAAAAAAAACUUUUUGGGAGUAUUUAUGCUAUUUAUGUUCAUAGGCAUUUUCUACUGUUUGUCCAAAAAAAAAAAAAAAAAACGCUGAUUAAAUAUGCAAAUAUUAGUUUCCAGGAUGCAGCAAAAAAAAAAAAACAGCAUCACUAAAACACAGAUUUUAUUAAUAUACAGUAUCUGUAAACAAUAUAUUCUGUCUUGUUUAUUUUCCUCAGGAUUCAGUUUGACAAUCAUUAAAUGGCUUUUAUAUCAA